GCCUACAGUAAUUGUUCAAUCUGAUAAUUGCAAAACUAUUUUUUUUUCUCGACUCCACCCUCAAAACAAUAUCACAGCGUUGUCUUCUGGGAAAUGCAGUUUGACUUAUGGAUUCUCACGGCAGCGGGCUUGUCUCUCCGACCGAGAGAAAAACUACAUUUAGCCUGAACCGGGCUGACCGUGACAGCUCCGCAAACCAAACGUGAAAAAGUUCUACUCUAGGACCUGCAGCAUGUCCGAGUACCCAGUGUUCCAGUUGGGCAAGCCACGCUUCGACCAGAGUACAUUUUUUGGCCGCUUCCGACACUUCUUGGAUGUGAUUGACCCCAGCACUUUGUUUGUCAGUGAGAAGCGUCUGAAGGAAAGCAUUGACCUCCUCCAACGGUUUAAAGAAGGAACCCUGCCUCCUGGAGUCACAAAUGAAAAGUUAUGGAAAGCCCAGAAGAUAAAACAGGCGAUCAUCCACCCGGACACAGGGGAGAAGAUCCUGAUGCCCUUCCGCAUGUCAGGUUUCGUCCCCUUUGGCACGCCUGUGGUUGUGGGACUCCUUUUACCAAAUCAAACGCUCAUGUCCACCAUCUUCUGGCAGUGGCUGAACCAGAGCCAUAAUGCCUGUGUGAACUACAGCAAUCGCAACGCCUCCCAGCCAAAUCCAACCUCAGCGUUUGUGUAUGGAUACCUUGGAGCAGUGACCAGUGCUGUGUCCAUAGCUGUUGGUUUGAACGUUUUAAUCCAGAGAGCCAAAGGUUUCAGCCCCAGCAGCAGAGUUCUGGUACAGCGGUUCAUCCCCUUCCCAGCAGUGGGUGUCCUGUGCGACUUUUCUGGUGGAAGGUCCGCUAUCUACUUGUCUCCAUGGAGAUGUUAUUGCGUUGCCUGUGCAAACCUGUGUAAUGUGGUGCUCAUGAGGCAGUGGGAGCUGUCUGAGGGGAUCAGUGUCGUGAAUGAGGACGGGAAUGUGGUCGGAACAUCUAAAGUCGCUGCCAAAUAUGCACUUCUGGAAACAGCUCUUACCCGAAUCGUCAUGCCAAUGCCCAUCUUGGUUCUACCUCCCAUGAUCAUGGCAAACCUGGAAAAACUGCCGCUCCUGCAGGGAAACCCCAGACUGGUGCUGCCCAUCCACGCUCUGGUCUGUCUGGCCUCAUUUGCCUUCGCUCUGCCCCUCGCCAUCAGCCUCUUCCCUCAGACCUCACAGAUUUCUGUGGAAAAACUGGAGCCAGAGAUUGCCAAAGCAGCAGACAGUAAGACUGUGUACUACAACAAAGGACUUUAAUACAAGAAAACCUCAAAUUGGGAGAAUCCACUCAAGUCUUGAAGAAGUAUUUAUCCAGGUUCUGAUGGUGUUUUAGUCAUGGUGAGGGGGCAAACACUAAGGGAACUAUUUGCUGGAAUAUGAAGUACACUGGACAACUUUUCUGGUGGUGGUUCCACUACCUGCUUGUUUCCAUGGGGAUGUUAUUGCUUUGUUUAGAAUGUUCCACAAUAUAAAUUAAACCUAUCUAUUACGAGGGAGACAAGCGGGUUAAAGGAGUACGCUACAUUACAUUUCAGAUCUGUGGAGAGUCGCCCUUAUUCAGAAGGAGUUAUUGUAUUUUUGAGCAAAAGAAACAUGCGUAAUGAAUAAAUGCUAAAUGUUUAAAGUCAUACCAUGGAACAUUCCAGACAAAGCAGUAACAUCUCCAUGGUGACAAAUACCCUCCACCAGAAAAGUUGAGCAGUGUACCUUUAACAUUAGACUUGUAUUACUUUAUGUAAUGUAAUUUUACUUGCAACUUAUUACUGUUGUUUUAAAAUACAUAUUUAUUUUAAUACAUACAGUAUUUGAGCAAUACAAGGAUAUGAUUUAUUAUUUAUUAUGAGCCGCUUUCUAUACUGUUUUAAAAAAUAUAAUACAACUAAAAAUAUUUUGACAUCGCUUUUUCUUAAUCCAAAUUUCCAAAAACAACUGAAAGUUAGUAUACAAUAGUGCAAUACUGUAUACUAAAUCAAAUAUAUAGCCUUUUUAUGAUCUGAACCCAGGUAAGCAUUUAGGCCUUUUCUUUAGGCCAUACAAACACUUUAAAAAGGGGGUAUUACACUUAUCUGGGGUAUUAAUUGUUAACACAUUACAUAUUUAGAACACCAUCUUUAUCUUUUAUUGUUUUGAAAAUGCUAUAUUCACUGGUGUUGUGUAUUGUUUUGUAUCAUGCUUCAGCUUUUGUAUAUUUAUGGAAAAUUGACAUCGGGAUCAUUGAACAGACUUGUACUGCUAACUGUAAGCAGGGUUUGAAUAAUGCCUUGGAAAGAUGGCAAAAUUUUUUAUACAUGCAUGGAUGACAUAUAAAACCACUUUGUCUGAUACGUAAUUGUGUCAAAUUUUUACACACACACAAAUGUAUAUAUAUAAAAUACAUAAAAUGUAUAAAAAUAUAUGCAAACAAAGAAAAUAAAAGAAUGAAAAUUGAAAUUGAAAUAAAUUAUAAUACAUUUAAAUUAAAUAAAUAAAACUUCUUCAGGCAUAUUUUUGAUGAGAGAACAUUAUAACAUGGUCGAAAACUCCAAAAAGCUCCAUCACAGCUAAAACUAAUUGCAUCGACUGCUCAUUGAUGCCUGUGUCAGAUCCGCACCUCUGGUUUGAAUGCUGUUGCUUCCUCUGCGUUGUUCCUCUGGAGAGACACUCACUGGAUUCUCACGGUAACUGCCGACUCAGAUCAUCAGAGCUUUAAACAUAGACUUCAUUUCCACGUCAUUAGUUUAAACAGACACAAGAGCGCUAACUUAAAAUAUCAUAACCUUUGAAUUGUUAGCUGGUGAAGUGAUAAAAGCAUGUUUGUUUGUUAUUGCACUGAAAAACAUGGAGCGAUCUUACUGUGAAUGUGCUUGCAUCUCUGCAAACCUGACUCUUCUGUGGUGUUUCUAUGGAAAUGCUAUUCCUUUGGCUGAACAACAUUUUCCUAUUCCACAGUAUGGAUUAUAACAUAUGUGGUAGAUAACAUAUCUAUCUCAAUGGAAAAUAAGGGGUGUGCAAAAAUAUAGAAAUAUCGAUAUAUAUAUAUCGAUAUAUCGUAUUGUUUAAUGUGAUGAUACGGUAUCGAUAUUGUGAGCUGCUUUACCAAUCGCCAAGAGCAUUUUUUGGUAUAUUUUACUAAAUUAUUUUAUUACAACUUGUAUUUUAUUACUUGUUUAGAGGAAGGAAACUUUUAUUUGACAUAUUCUUGGUUUGAUGAUUAAAAUGUGUGUUUCAUAUUCACUUUACAAAAGAAGUGGUUUAACAAAGACUUUUUGUAUCACAGCCAUGCUUCAGCCUUUAUUUUUUGUUGAACUGUAUUGAAUCGAUUUGAAAUAUAUCGUAUCGAAUCAAAAGUUCACUGUAUCCAAAUAUGUAUCGUAUCGUGGCCUAUGUAUCGAGGUAUGUAUCGUAUCCGCAAUUUCUUAAUGAUACACAGCCCUAUGGAAAAUGUUGGUAUGGUUUUAACUUUCUAAUUCAGUGGAAUUCUGCACUUGAUGUGCUACCUCCAAAAACUUUCACAGUGUUGCUUUAAAGAGGAGUAUUAUGCAAAACCACUUUCUAUCAUGUUAUAAUGUUAUUCCCUCAUCAUGCUCAUUCCCUCAUGCCUGAAGAGGUUUUAAAUGUCAUCCAUGCAUGUUUGAGUCUCUCCUGGGCCCUAUUCUAACCCUCCUUACAGUUAACUAUAAGAUUCUGCCCAAUGCUGAGCCCAUAAGCCUACAUCACUUAUGCUCCCACACAACAUUUCUCCAUAAAAAUACAAAAGCAUGUACACAACAACUUGACAGACCUGAUGUGAUGUGCAUUAGUUUCAUUAGAGGGAUGCAUGCCGACUGUGUUGUGAGGGCACUCUGCACUUAUAAAUCAUGUUAAUACGUUGUUUCUAGCAAAUGUAGCAUUUUCAAGACAAUAAAAGGUAACAUAGUGACCUAAAUAUGUUAUGUGUUAGCAGUUAAGACCACAUAGAAGUAAAGUACCUAAUCCUUUAAUUGACUCACAAGAAAAUUACUUAUACACAGUAUCUUAAUACAAUGCAAAAACAACUCUAGUAGAGCAAAUAUGAAUGUAAUCAAAUAUACACAAUUAUUUAAAUUAAAAUAAAGAUGCAAUUUAGUUACUAUCCUAUACUGUCUAUGAUGUGUCCUUGGGCAAGACACUUCAUCUAAUGCCAGAUUCUACAUGUGUAUAUGUUUGGGGGCAGGAUGGGCAUCUGGCCUAAAAACCUUCCAAAUAAUUAUAGACUGGUUCGCUAUGGCAACCUAUACUGAAAAGGAUGAGCUAAAACCUACCAGCGAGUGAGAUGUGAGAUGCAGUUAUUGAUUUGUAAUGAUUCAAUUAUGAACGAGGGUUCUAUUUAUUAUGUGUGGCGGAGUCGUUAGCACUUGUACCUAACAGUAAAUACAUAACAUUGAUUUUUGUUCUGACCUAUCAAAGCCUUUUAUAUGUGUGAAGUCUGGAUGUAUUGACCUUUUUGGCAGCUGUAAAUUGCCCGUAGUGAAUGAGUUGAGAGGUUGUGUUUCAAAGUGUUAGUGCUGCCAUUAGCAAAGCAUCUGAAACUGGCUUCAGCCCACCUAUAUGUGAAAAGACGGAUCAAUAAUUGGAUCAUUUUUGUAUAUUUUAAAAGGCGUAACUUUUCAGGUUAGGGGUUUGCUUCCAUGGAUAUGCUAUUGUUUACCUAUAAUGUUCCACAAUAUGCAAUUAAGUUUAUAUA
Boleophthalmus pectinirostris (great blue-spotted mudskipper) is the source of this 4694-nucleotide messenger RNA. It is a transcript of the gene sfxn5a, whose product is annotated as sideroflexin 5a. Gene Ontology annotation, molecular function: citrate transmembrane transporter activity; monoatomic ion transmembrane transporter activity. The transcript has 15 exons. The coding region runs from base 233 to 1270 and encodes 345 amino acids. Gene Ontology annotation, cellular component: mitochondrial inner membrane. Gene Ontology annotation, biological process: monoatomic ion transport; mitochondrial transmembrane transport; citrate transport. The record is from RefSeq and is a predicted model, not a curated record. Lineage: Eukaryota; Metazoa; Chordata; Actinopteri; Gobiiformes; Gobiidae.